UAAAAUCCUUAAACUCAUAUCAAAAUUAUGGGUAGCUACAAGAAAGAAAAGAAAGACUACAGCGAUCAACAAAUCAACGGUAACAAUGGAGGAGAUACUACUUACCGCUACAAGAUGUUUGUUUUCAAAAGGAAGUUCAAAAUACCGGAGCCGGAGCCACCGCUGGACGUUAAACGUGAGUUUUUGAAAUAUUCAUACGACUGUCUUCACAUGGACCCUGAUGGGCUCCAUCGUUUUUUCGUUGAGCACCAAGGCGACGUCGACCUCACCAUUUCUCAAGCUCAAGAUAUUAUUAAAAGUCUUAUUCGUAGUAGAGAUAAUGUGACUAGAUAUACUCUACGUGGACUCACCCUCGAUGAUUUCUUUUAUUUUCUCUUGUUUGAUGACGAGUUUAAUGGCCCUAUCAAACUCCAGGUACACAACGAUAUGACUGCUCCAUUGUCGAAUUAUUUCAUAUAUACAGGCCACAAUUCUUACCUAACUGGGAAUCAACUGAGCAGUGAUUGCAGUGUGGUUCCAAUUGUAAAGGCAUUGGUACGAGGUGUCAGAGUUAUUGAAUUAGAUUUAUGGCCUAAUUCUAACAAAGAUGAUAUUAAUGUUCUUCAUGGAAGGACCUUGACCGCUCCAGUGUCACUUAUUAAAUGCUUGAAGUCCAUUAAAGACUAUGCUUUUUCUACUUCUCCAUACCCAGUGAUUAUAACUUUAGAAGAUCAUCUUCCUCCAGACCUUCAAGCUAAAGUUGCAGAGAUGCUGAAUCAAGUAUUUGAUAAAAUGCUGUAUUAUCCACAAUCAGAAUCCUUAACAGAAUUUCCUUCACCAGAGUCAUUGAAAUACCAGAUUAUCAUCUCCACAAAACCACCAAAAGAGUACCUUGAAAAAGAAAAUGGAGUUGUCACAAUGAAUAGAUUAAAUAAUUUAAAGGGUUCAUUUAAAGAACGAGCAUCACAAGAAAAUGGAGUUGUCACAAUGACUAGAUUAAAUAAUAUAAAGGGUUUAUGUAACGAAGAAGCAUUACUAGAAUUAGAAUUAGGUGAUGACAGUGAUCCAGAUGAUUUUGAAGUAAGUGAAAGUUGUCCCAAUAAGGAUAGCCAACUAGCAGUGGCUCCUGAAUACAAAAGUCUAAUUACCAUUCAUGCCGGAAAACCAAAGGGUCACUUAAAGGAUGCACUAAAAACUGCUAUUCAAGUUAAACGUCUUAGCUUGAGUGAGCAGGAACUUGAGAGAGCCGCCGUCUCUCAUGGAACUGAUGUUGUAAGGUUUACACAGAAGAAUAUAUUGAGAGUAUAUCCAAAGGGAACCCGAGUGAACUCCUCAAAUUAUGAACCACUUGUUGGAUGGAUUCAUGGGGCUCAGAUGAUUGCAUUUAACAUGCAGGGAUAUGGGAAAUCUCUCUGGAAGAUGCAUGGCAUGUUUAGAGCUAACGGCGGGUGUGGUUAUGUGAAGAAACCAGAAUUUCUAAUGCAGGAGGGUCCCUGUGAAGAAGUAUUCGAUCCUAAAAGACCAUUGCCAGUAAGAAAGAGAUUGAAGGUGAAAUUAUACAUGGGAGAUGGAUGGCGCUUGGAUUUUAGCCAGACACACUUCGACAAGUACUCACCGCCAGACUUUUACACAAAGGUUUGCAUUGUUGGGGUGCCAGCUGAUAAAGCCAAAAGGAAAACAAAGAUAAUCGAGGAUAACUGGUGCCCAGUUUGGAAUGAAGAAUUUACAUUUCAUCUAACAGUUCCAGAACUGGCUCUUCUCCGAAUCGAAGUCCGAGAAUACGAUCUUUCGGAAAAGGAUGAUUUUGGUGGGCAAACAUGCUUGCCCGUCGUAGAAUUGAAACCAGGAAUCCGAUCAGUCCCACUUCAUGAUAAAAAGGGAGAGAAACUCAAAUCUGUAAGGCUCCUAAUGGGGUUUGAAUUUGUAUAACUCUUGUAGUGUAUAACUCUUUUAAGUUAUCCAAUCCCAGGAUAUAAUUUUCAGUACUAUAAUUUCCCCCUGGGCCUUGAAGAAACAGUUGAUGUUUCUGUUUGUUCUUGAUGAUAAUUUUGCUUUAUA
Pistacia vera is the source of this 2037-nucleotide messenger RNA. RefSeq names its product phosphoinositide phospholipase C 6-like. The record is from RefSeq and is a predicted model, not a curated record. Gene Ontology annotation, molecular function: phosphatidylinositol-4,5-bisphosphate phospholipase C activity. The transcript is spliced from 8 exons. Lineage: Eukaryota; Viridiplantae; Streptophyta; Magnoliopsida; Sapindales; Anacardiaceae. Bases 28 to 1908 code for a protein of 626 amino acids. Gene Ontology annotation, biological process: phosphatidylinositol-mediated signaling; lipid metabolic process.